This is a messenger RNA of Acaulospora colombiana, 1242 nucleotides long. Lineage: Eukaryota; Fungi; Glomeromycota; Glomeromycetes; Diversisporales; Acaulosporaceae. The record is from the annotation of a GenBank genome assembly.
AUGGGAAUAGCUUUCAUCGCUUUCCAAGCGCUCCGUCAUAAAUACUCUGAACGUGAAACAGACAAGAAAGAUCAGUACGUUUCUGAUCGCCCUAUUAUAGUGGGUCCGUGGCAGGUUCAUGCCAUUAACGCACUUCCACUUCGAGCGCUGUCACGGCUAUGGGGCAAGAUCAACAACGAGUACACUUUGCCGGUUUUUCUAAGGGCUCCUUUUUACAAACUUUACAGUUGGAUAUUCAAUUGCAAUUUAGAAGAAAUUGAAAAUUCCGAUCUCGCGAGUUACCCAAACUUGGGUUCAUUUUUUUAUAGACCGCUGAAAUCUGGUUCACGACCCAUUGAAAAUGAGUUUCUUGUAUCGCCAGCAGAUGGGACAAUUCUCACCUUUGGGCUAGUAAAUGGCGGAAAGGUGGAACAGGUGAAAGGGAUGACCUACUCUCUGAAUUCAUUCUUGGGUCACAAGGGCAGGGAAGAUAUCGCAAUGGAAUCAGCGUUGCAUGUUAUCAGUAUGAACGAAGCAACGCAUAUCGCAGACGAAAAAGAGUUUGCAAAUGUCAAUGGGAUCACAUAUUCUCUGGAUUCGCUGCUGGGCGAUGAUCCUGCUGAAGCUGUGAAAAAUGAGAAUAUUGUCGGUGAUGUGUCAAUUCGAACUGAACCGAAUUAUGAAAAAAAAGAGCAAAUUGUCGCAAAGAGUGUGAGCAAGAAUUCGAUUGAUUCUACUCAUGGACAUCAAGUGAGUGAAGGAAAUGCACUGUUCUUUUGCGUUAUCUAUCUCGCCCCUGGCGAUUACCACAGAUUUCAUUCGCCAACGAAUUGGGUUGUCGAGUCGCGGAGACAUUUUGCCGGAGAAUUGUUCUCGGUUUCGCCAUACAUGUUGAAGUUGAUGCCUGAUUUGUUUGUGUUGAAUGAACGUGUUGCUCUGCUCGGAAGAUGGAGGCACGGCUUUUUUGCGAUGGUUCCGGUUGGGGCCACGAAUGUGGAUUCUAUUAGGAUUAACUUUGAUGAGACUCUUCGCACCAAUCAAAAAGAAGAUAUUGCGAGCGGAACGUAUACAGAGGCUUCUUACAAAAACGCCAGCAAACUGUUAUCCGGUUACCCGCUAAGAAUCGGAGAUGAGAUUGGCGGAUUCUGCUUGGGCUCCACUGUCGUAUUGGUGUUUGAAGCCCCCUUGAAAUUUAAAUUUUGCUUAGAACCCAGUCAAAAAAUUAAGUAUGGUCAAAAACUAGGGGUACUUUCAACUGAAUGA